Molecule: messenger RNA, 8560 nt
Organism: Scleropages formosus (Asian bonytongue)
Lineage: Eukaryota; Metazoa; Chordata; Actinopteri; Osteoglossiformes; Osteoglossidae
Product: microtubule-associated protein 2-like
Exons: 16
Coding region: 158-5929 (1923 amino acids)
Biological process (GO): neuron projection development; microtubule cytoskeleton organization
Cellular component (GO): neuron projection
Molecular function (GO): microtubule binding
Source: RefSeq, a predicted model, not a curated record
GUUCUCCGGCUUCACACUUCAGGCGAGGGGUGUUUCUCGUACAGACUGCGUAAGUCUCAAAGGUUUUUUGAGUGUACACCUUCCUUACUGAAGCACCUCCCUCGAAGAUCAACACCACUCUGUUCCCUUAACCGCCAGAGACACACCACCAGUUGUGAUGGCAGACCGUCAGCAGCCUGAGGACAGUUCCUUGCAGUGGGGCUCAGCCACAGCGCGGGACCCUGCGGCUCAGGCUGAAGAGAACGGCUAUUCAACAUACAGGACCUGCCAGCCAGACGGGGGGCACGGCGCCACUGCCCCCUACUCCGCCACCGCCACCAGCACGACCACGGAAAAUGGCUUCAAUGGGGACCUAUCUGGAAGGCCCAUAGUUCCAUCUGUUGAAGACUCAGCCAAUCUGCCUCCUUCCCCUCCACCUUCGCCAUCUGCUGAGCAAUUUGGACCAUUGGAGCAAGAUGUAGGGGAUGAGGAGAAGGCAGUCCCUCUCCAACGCUUCCAAAAUUCUCGGGAGCGGUGCAAGUUCCUCGCCCCCUCCAUCUCGGUGUCUGUGCCUGACGAUGACCCCUACCACUCUGAUGAGGAGUACUAUGAGCACCCUUUGUUCAGCCCCGAAUGGACGCACUAUGGCUGUCGCCCCUCAGGGCAAGCCGCCGCGGCCGCAUUUAGGCAGAUUGAAGAAGAGGAUACCUUUGAGGUUCUUACUGCAGUCCAUGAGGAAGAGGACAUAGAAGCAGCCGCUCAUAAGGAGCAAGAGCAGCAAACAAGUGGGAAGGAACCUGAGCUGGGACCCACAGCAAAGCUCUUAGAGCAGACAGAGGAUUUAUGGAAGACCCAUGCUCAGCCCUGUCUGCAGGUCAAAGCAGCUAGUGUAUCUACUGGGGUCGCCAACAUGAAAGCUCUUGAUUCAGGGUUGGAACACUGCCCUCAGGAAGCCCUGAAGAUGGACACAGAGAACCCCACUUGGAGGGGGCAGACCAGUCCUGCAGACACAGACUUCCCCAAGGUGGGGGGAUACCCAGAGGAGCUGACCACCCAGCUGAAGUCAAUACUGGUCCCUGCUGAUGCAAAGAAAUUUGCUUCUUCUGACAACCAUAGUACUGAACAAGUCCUAAAAGAGGAAUAUUCAUCAAAUGGACUGCACCAGUCUAAAGAAACCACUGAGCCCACCUCUAAGAAACAUGAAGAGUCAACUGGUCCAAGAGAGAGAGAUCACAAAAUGGACAGCCCCAAAGAAACUGCAGAAAUGGAUGAUAAAAUUAUCACUGGGACCACUUCUGAGGCACAGCCACUAGCUGAAGUGGUUGAAUCUAGCAGUGUUGUGGCUAAGUCUGUUGAACCUCUGAGUCAUGAAACAAGUGCGGCAUUAGAGGAGAUCAAGUCAGACACAUCGGUUGACCCGGAGAGGAUCUGUAAGAAAGGAAUGACUGAAUCUGAUGAGAAAGAAAAGGAUAUUGCUUUAGAUGCUGAACAAUUGGAUUUUCAUGAAGAACCCACUCACUCCAAACCUUGCAUGGUUCUUGGGCAAGGCAGUGUUGAGGAGCAUGAUGUUCCCUGUGUCAAAGACAGGGACAAAGCCUUUCCUCAAGAAAAGUCCACCACUGAAAAAGAAGACUCAAGGCUGCACCCUGACAUUGUUGAUCCCUCCAGUACCUUGGAUAUGUAUUUAGAGAGCAGUGAAAGUGACAAAUCUGGAAUGUCAUCUUACUUUGAGACCUCUGCUGUAAAGGAAGAUUAUUCUGGUGGACAAAAUGAAGGCUAUUAUGAGCUCACAGAUAUCACAGAGAAGAAAGCAGAGACACAACCUUCAGAAGACAGGAAGAGCCCUGUAGGGGAACUUAAAACCCAUCCUUCCACUGAAAGAAGGGAUGAAUGCAGGCUGUCACCAAGUAAGUUAUCAAUGGAUCAGAGAAGCUACUCUCUGAACAUCCCAUUUGCAUCGAUGGAACAAGGUGGGGGUCAAGGGCAGUUAAGAAACUUUUCCCCAUUAGCAACAGAUAUCUUGUCUUAUACUAGUGGAAGUUUAGAUGAGUCUGCUGACUAUCUUCCAGUUACAACUCCAUCAGCUGAGAAGCCCCCAGCUUUUCCUCCUUUUAUUCUGGGGUCAUUCACCUCUGUAACAGCUCCUCCAUGUGAAGCAACAGCUGACACAAAGGCUAGCCCACAGGCAGAGUCUCCAGAAUCACCCCUCCCCAUGAAGUACAACAAUAAAAAUACCACCAUAAUGGCCCCUGAUUUGCCUGAAAUGCUAGAUCUAGCCGGCACAAGAUCAAGAAUCACUUCAGAGGGCACUGACCAUGAAAUUACAAGGAGAAAGUCUGUACCUGCUGAUGUCUCAGCUUACAUUGGCCACUCACUGGCCCAUUUGGGUUUCAUGGACCAAAGUCAGAAGGCAACAGGAAAUGAAAGUCAAAUAGAUGAUCUUGGGUAUUGUGUUUUCAAUGAGUACUCAGGCCCCAUGCCUUCUCCUGCUGAUGUUCACAGUCCUAUGGACCCACUCCCUCCCCAGAUCUUCACCACCAUGCCUUCAGAAGAUGAAAAGGAUGUGGGCCUGAUAACAGCUGAUGAAGAGAGAGACCAAAAUGAGCAAGAACAAAAAGUUAAAGUAAAAGAUGAAACCAAGGACAAUGAGGAAGCAGCUGAAGUAUCCAGUGCCUCAAAGGAUGUUAAAAUACAGGAAUCAGUCAAAGAGCUGGGAGAGGAUAGCCUAAUAGCUGAUGCAAGAAUAGCUGCAGGAGAAAUUAAGACUGCAGCAAACAUACCUACAUCACUGUAUGAACAUGAGCCAAACAAAGUCAGCAUAAAGACAGAGCUGGCAAGUGACAUUAAAGAUCAAAUAAUUCCUGAAGUGGAAGAGCAGGACCUCUCAAGAGAGGUAUCUCCAAUCCCACCAGAAAAGUUUGGCAUCGAGGCUAAGGAGGCACAGCCUGAAAUACAGACUGAAUCUUUAAUGACUCCAACUGUUGUGCUGACCACUGAUGAAGCAAAGAUGGAGUCUGAAGAAAAUUCAAAACUAACAGUAGAAGAUCAAAUAGCUACAUAUGAGAGACAAAUUCAUAAGCUAGAAACAGAGAAUAGACCUCUAAGUGUGGAGGAAGAGCGGGAGUUACAAGAGCUAAGAGAGAAAGUAAAGGACAAGCCAGAUUUAGUGCAUCAAGAAGCCUACGAAGAGGUUGAUGCAGAAGAUGUAUAUCAGCUCACUAGUAUUGGGAAGGAUAGAAUCACAAGACCAGUAGAACCUUCACCAACUUCAUCCAUGGAAAGCACUGCAGAAGAGGAGGUACAGCAGGAUUUAAAAAAUGAGGAGGUUGCAAGCCUGAAAGCAAAAAUUUCAGGAGAAGCACUAAAGAGCAAUACAGAGGGAAAUCUCUGUGUUUCUGGACCACUGUUGGUGAAGAAGUUUGAGGAAGCACCAGAAGCAGAGGAUGUGAAAGAUUUGGAAGCAGUUUCAGAGGGCAGUACUACAGAGAAGAAACCAGAUACCGUUGAAGUAGACAUGUCAAAGCAGAAGGAGGAAGAAGUUGCUCCUAUGAUAGAAGAUGGGUUUUCUCCAGAAACAGAGCCCUUAGUACCAAUGGAGACGACAACAGAGGAACAUCUAGAUGUUUGUGAACCAGACAACUCUCAGCUGAAUAGUGUAGAAGUUUUUCCUAAUCAAAUGAAGAUAGUUUCGCCUAAGAAAGAGCCCAUAAGCCCUUCAGCAACACCAUCAGUGAGUAGCUCCACUGAAGAGAAAGUGGAUGUCAAUAUUCUUGAGAAACCCAAGGUACGAGAAGAACCUUCUGAAACAGAUUUCAUGAAACCAUCAGAGGUGAACACUGAAGAAGUGAAGGUAUUAGACAUUAAUGCACCAAGGAAGCUGGAGCAGCCGGAGGACACAGGUCAUUCCAAAGUACAGCUUACCCAAUCAGAGAGCCUAGAGGCUUUAGCCCCAGAAGUUUCUACAAAGCCAGAUGUGCCUUUUUGUACACAGCCAUGGGAGUCUGUUUCAGUCACCAGUACUGAAGAAAAAUAUAAAGUCAAAGAAGAUGACGCAGAGUUGACUGAAGACCAUGAAAGCUUGCAUGAGCUGGAAGCCCCUGCUGCUCUUGAGAAAGAUGAGAGUCAAGAGAAGUCCAGCAAUAAGACAAAGGGAGAUAAAGAGCAGUCUGAAGGUAGAGAGUUAGUGGAGACAACAGAGGCUACAGGUAGAGAGCUUGUGGAGCCCCAUGCUAUUAUCAAAUCCAUAGUCACUGUUGAGGAAGACUUCAUCACAGUAGUGCAAACCAUUGAUGAGGGGGUAGAGCCUGGUCACAGUGUCCACUUCUCCACACAUCUGGAGGAGUGUCAACAGCCUAAUGCAAAAGAGGAAGAGCAGGAUGAGAAAGACGAUACAGCCGAAUUGUCUCGAGAAAUUGAGGUGGAGGCUGCCAGUGUGGAGGAGGUUUCUGAUAUCCCUGAAUCUCAAGAUAUUCAAGAUUCUCCUUUGAAGGAAGUAGUUCCAGAGAGUGAAUGCCAGACAGAGCCUUAUGAUGACUACAAGGAUGAGACAACCAUUGAUGACUCCAUCUUAGAUACAGACAGUGCCUGGGUUGACACUCAAGAUGAAGACAGGAGUAUGGCCACGGAGCCCAUUGAGCCCCUCCCCAAAAUACAGAGUCCUGUCAAGAAGCCAGUGGUGAAAAAGCAGCCGAAGGAGAAGCCUACAGGGAGACUCAAGGGGCGUGUCUCCAGCUUGGAUCGUAAACCAACCCAAAGAGAGUUCAAUGUUGUCUUAAGGGAGGAAGCCAAAAAUAAAAAAGCAAUCAUUAAGAAGGCAGACCUUACUAAAAAAUUUGACACACAGACCCGCUCUCCAUCCCGGAAGAGUGUAUUAAAACCUGCGGUCAGACAGCCUAGGCCCAUCCAGCCGCACGCCUGUGCUAAAAGGAAACCCACAGGUUUAGGAUCACUGGAGGAUAGACAGCCAAUCAAUUUGGCUCGCCGCUCCCUGGAGAGGACCUCAGACCGCAGUUCGCGGAGUCCAGAGAAGAGAUCAUCACUUCCCAGACCCACCGCCAUGCUCAGCCACCGUGCUCCUGCUGGCAGCCAGGAUGAGAGCUCCACCUCCAUUACCUGUUCUAGUUAUACUGCACCCCGUCGCCCCACCUCCUUCCCUAGUGAUGGCAGAGCAGAGCGCAGGUCCAAACGGGCUCCCAGUAUGACAGGCAUGGACUCGACCCGCUCCCGGUCAGCCCGAAGCGGCUCGUCCACACCCCACACCCCCGGCUCGACCUCCGUCACACCCAGCACCCCUCCCAGCUACUCUUGCCGCACCCCUGGCACCCCUGGCACACCAAGCUACCCUCGCACACCAGGCACACCCAAGUCCUUGAGCCUGUCCCAGGAAAGGAAGGUGGCCAUCAUCCGCACCCCCCCCAAGUCACCUGCAACCACACCCAAGCAGCUGCGUGUCAUCCACCAGCCAUUGCCUGACCUCAAAAAUGUCAAAUCCAAGAUUGGCUCCACAGAAAACAUUAAGUACCAGCCUAAGGCAGGCCAGGUCUACAUUCAGAACAAGAAGAUCGACGUGAGUCAUGUGACCUCUAAGUGUGGAUCUCUGAGCAAUAUUCACCACAGACCAGGUGGCGGUAAUGUUCGAAUUGAGAGUGUGAAGCUGGACUUCAAAGAAAAGGCCCAGGCCAAGGUGGGAUCACUAGACAAUGCCCAUCACAUACCAGGAGGAGGUCACAUUCAUAUUGAGAGUCACAAGCUGACUUUUCGGGAAUCAGCAAAGGCACGCGUAGACCAUGGGGCAGAGAUUGUGACUCAGUCACCGGUCCUGUCAGGCACUGCCUCACCACACCGCCUCAGCAACAUCUCAUCCACUGGCAGCAUCAACCUACUAGAGUCUCCACAGCUGGCCACGUUGGCUGAGGAUGUCACUGCUGCACUGGCCAAGCAGGGCUUGUGAGCACCUAGCCCUGGCUCUGCUGUGCUCUGUCCACAACCACCUCAUCACACCUCCUCACCACAACAUUCAUUUCUUGCCAACCUUGUAAGAGAGAAGACUAGUGAACCAGAAUGUCCUUGGAUUGCAGUUACUAUGGUGAUGUAGUUUGUCGAGGUUUUUUUAAGCACCAUGUCCACCAGAAGGAGGUGCAUUGUCUGCUUUUUCUACUUUUCUAUGGUGGUAGUAAGUUAUAAUUGAUGACUAAAAGUGACUGGAUUAAGACAAGACAUUUGGUGGAUGGAAUGUUCUCCAUUAUGGCUUGGGUGUUUUAUCUAGCCUGAUGUUUUUCUGUGGUCGUUAGAAAAUAAUAGUCCCAGAGAGCAUGGAUGGCAGAAGUAAGUCAAUCUGUUGCUUAGCUGCCCGGCCUUUUCACCACCCUCCCUCCCAUGAAGUGCAGCUAAUCCAGCAUCCAGUAUGGUCAAUGUUUUUUGUAUGUGCGUAAACAGUAGACCAUCUGUCAGUGACAACUCUGCAAUUGAUAUCAAAUACCAAACACCACCUACAGUAACCAGCACCUAUACAUUUAGCUUACGAUGUGAUGAUGAGCAUGAACCAAUAAUAGUAAAUAGGGUUAUUUUCUAUUUAAAAAAAAAAAAAAAAAAGUAUUUCCACAAUCAUUUCAAAUAAAUACACUUUGCAGAUAUGAAUUCUAGAUUUACAGUGAGGGCCACUUAUCAUUGCCUGUUGAUCCAUCUAUAAAGUGUGCCUCAAGAGGGGCGCUGGAAAGCUUUAUUUCCAAUUUCGUCCUUUCCUCAUCAAAUGCUCUGGGUUGUGCUGCAGUCAGCAGCAUGAUGUUCCACAACUGCAUUAACUUCUGCAAGUGAGCAUGCAGUUGAGCAUUUUCCCCACUGAUUUUCAGGCAGAGUCCACAGCUUGCAUGAGGAGAUGACUACAGUGGCAAAUGUAACGUCAUCUCUUAACAUUAAAGUUAAAAUCUGAAAGGCUACAGCCUAUGUCCAAUGUUAACUUUAUAAAGCAGACUAAAAGGAACUUUUGACAUCUGAUAGCAUGCAUAUACCUAAAACUAUGUAGGUAGAGUUAAAACAACAUUUUAAGAGUUUUUAAAGAUAGAUAGCAGCUGUUUCAGCCGCUGAAAUAGCUUUCCAUAUGUGUCAGAGUAGGAUGUUUAGUUAGUCUUAUGCAUAGAUUAAAACAAAACUAAAAGUAAACACCAAGAAAAAUAAGAAAAGGAAAAUCAGUUACCCUGCAUCUGUAUGACAGUGUUACAGUAUAUUUUUUUCUUUCAUUGUUUGUGAUAUCCUUUCUAGGUACUCUUAUUUUGCUGCUGUGUUUUCCUGAUGUUUUGUCACCCCCUGCCCCCAAUCCAUAAACCUAACAAUGUAUACAUUUUAAAAAGAUUUUGUGAACAUGUGCAGGUUCCCUACCACUGAACCAGUACUAAUAAACUACACUCCUAAUGAAUUAUGACAAUUACAAACAAUAUGUUUAGCAUGAAGUGCUUUCCGGAGCAGCUUUAAGCAGCAACCCUUGCUUUCUGUUGGUGGCAGAUGUCUGUACUAAAACCUAGCUUUACAAACAGUUUGUGGAUGAAAGACCUGGAGUAGCAUUAUGUGUGUGUGUGUGUCUUUAUGUGAGUGUGUGUUAACACCUGAAGGGGUCAUACACAGAAGGGGCAUCCCAAGGGCAGAGUAGAAGAGCAGUUUUGGGCUAUGGCACUGCUGAGGUUCAGCUUGCAGUCUAGGAGUACCACUUGUUUCACUUUAAAAACCAUCCUUAAUAUGCUAGUCAUUUUGAAACCCAAGUACAGUACUGCAACACAACUGUGUUUCUGUAUAUAAGUAAUUAUAAGUGAAUAUUUAGAGAAAAAUUCUGAAAAUUGCAGGAAUAUCAAAUAAAAAAAGCAGUGGAAUUUCAAGUGUUCCAAUCUCAAGGGCUGCUACCCCUCAAAUCCACUGAGGAAUGGUGCUUGUGUGGUCUAUCAAUAUUACCUAUCUGGCACCUCAUAGUGCAAAGUAGCACAGGGUCCUAUAACAUCCUCAAAAUUUCUAUUGACUUUAAAAAGAUCACCCAGCUGGCUUGCAUAGUUCUCUCUAUCUUAAUUGUGUGUAAUUUACCAUGCUUUAUGAAAUUAGGUCCACUUUAGGUUUGAGACCUUUUUUCCUGCAGUUAAGGAACUUUUAGAGUGCGGAAAUAAAGAAAAAAUGUAUUUCAGCAGGCAAAAAAAGCCCAUCCUAUCAAUCAUGAUGAGGUAAAUUAUUUAGUUUAUUAAAGUACGUUACUUAAUGUGAAGGUUUGAGUUCAGGAAACAGAUAAUGGCAAAUCUGGAGUCUGACAGUCCUGGAUGUCAGACUGACUGAAGUGUUAUUAAGGCCCUUGUCCAAUGCCCCCUUCUGCUGGACCCCGCUCUCUGAGCUGUGAGCCCAUUGACCACCCAACCCUGUGACCUGCACCACCCUAUUCCAAGCCUCCUGCUGCUGUUUUACAGAUCUCAUCUCCUAUUUCUGCUGAGGUGUUCCACCUUUCUGAACCUCUGAUGGGAAGGUAGCAUGCUUCUUUCUUCAGUCCAGCUUGCAGAUGUGUCUCUUGCUGUAUUGUGGUUAAUGGCUUUUAAUCAAUAAAGAUGCUUCUCAU